GCUCAUUCAUGUCCUCCAUACGAUGCCAGAGACUCCAAACUUGUUUGUCAAGAAUAAUUUCUCUCUGUGUUCAAACUUUUAUGCAAAAAUGCAAGGCUUUGUCUUCCCUGGAAUUGACAGGCCUGCCACAGGCAUGAAAAGUGUUGAUAGAGAAUAUCCUGCACACCGUUCAGUAUCUGGUGGGAGGCAAAGCAAAUGCGUCAUGUCACCAUCCAAUGCUGGCAUGGUUGCUGAAACUAUAGAGAGAAGAAAUAAGCACUGGUUUGUCCAGACAAAAGUGGCAAGUGAUUUGAUCAUACAAGUUGGAGAUUCCAGCUUUCACUUGCAUAAGCUCCCGAUGGUCAUGAGAAGUGGACACUUGAACAGACUAGUAUUCCAGAGAAGUGACGCAGAGAGAGAAACCAGCAGCAAAAUUCACAUGGACAAUCUUCCAGGUGGAACCAAAGUUUUUGAAUUAGUAGUCAAGUUCUGUUAUGGUUGGAAGGCUGAUCUAACAGCUGCCAACAUUGCUCCACUAUAUUGUGCUGCACAUUUCUUGGAAAUGAGUGAGGAUUUUGAAGAAGGAAAUCUGAUAUCCAAAACUGAGGCUUUUUUGAGCUUUUUGAUAUUUUCAUCAUGGAAAGACACAUUUAGGAUUUUGAAAAGCUGUGAAUCCAUUUCUUCAUGGGCUAAUGAGUUUAAAAUCACAAAACGAAGCGCCGAAGCCAUUGCUUGGAAGGCCUGCACAAACGUUAAAGCAUUUGGUUCUUCUGAGAAUGAUAAUGCACAGUGCUUCAAUGUUCUACCAAAUAAUGCAGAGAACUUAAAGUUUGAAGAUGAAGCUGACAUUUGGUGGUUUGAAGAUGUUUCAUCCCUAAGAAUAGAUCAUUUCAUUGAAGUGAUCCAAGCCCUAAAAUGUAAAGGGAUGAGAGCAGACCUUGUAGGAUCAUGUAUAGCUCAUUGGACUGCUAAGUGGCUUGCACGAAUCACUUCUGGGCUUGAAAGAAUGACCCUCAAGCAUAUGACCCAUCAAUUACUAAGAGUUACAGCUGAGUGCUUGAUUAAGGUACUGCCUACAGAGGAGAAUUCAGUUACUUGCAAUUUUAUACUUCAUCUUCUUAAGCUGGGGUUCAUGACAAAGAUAAAUUCCGAAUUGCUGAGCAUGCUUGAAAGACGAAUCGCUUUAAUGUUGGAUCAAUGUCGUGCUCCAGAUCUCUUGGUUAAGAACUAUGGAGGUAAAGAUAGUGUCCAUGAUGUAGGUCUUAUUGUAAGGGUGGUGGUGUCUUAUGUUUCUAUAGUUUUGAGUAGUCCCACACCAAAUAUGUUCGCUGUUGGAAGGUUGAUAGAUGGGUAUCUUACUCUAGUUGCAAAGGAUGAGAACCUUACGGUGAAUAGUUUCCAAUCACUUGUAGAAGCAUUGCCGAAAGACGCUCGGUAUUGUGAUGACAAUCUUUAUAGAGCCAUUGACAUGUACCUCAAGGCACACCCUAGCUUAACAGAAGAAAAAAGAAUGAGUCUAUGUGGAUCCCUGGAAUAUCAUAGACUGUCACAGGAAGCACGCGAGCAUGUAAUGAAGAAUGAUAGGUUGCCCCUGAAGAUUACGACACGGUUUAUCCUUCUUGAACAAGUAAAUAUGACAAGGUCAAUGACAGCUAUUGGAUCAAAUUACCGAAGAACGAAGACUCAGGCAAUUGUCAGAGUCAACAAAGGUUUAGGUAAGGGAUGGAUGAACUCCAAGAAGGAAAUAAACUUGAUGACAAAAGAGGUUGAGACAAUGAGGGUGCAACUCAAUGAUUUGCAAAUGUGUAAAUUAAAGCUUCAAAACCAACUGAAAAGGUGCAUUAUUUAGAAGAGAAAUGUGGCCUUCAUCAGAAAGUUCUUGGUAUUGUACUUUUUUUUUUUUUUUUUUUUUGGUGACACAAGUUUGACACCUUAAUAAUCUAUAAAAAGAUCUAAUGGUCUGCAUUAAGAAAAUUUUAUGCUAUUUAACACCUUGAAAUACCUCAGGCUCUGCUCUACCUUGAAUUAAGACCACCAGAGAAGAUCCACUUCUGAUCUUCUAUUACCAGAAACACAGAUGCAAUUACAAACCGGUUGAACUCAAACAGUCUUGGCACUAUCAAGAAAGAUAGGCUAGGCUGACAAGGACCUUCAAUCGGGAAACUGACAAUUUUGUAACAGCUCAACUAGACAAAGCAACAACUCAAAAACAGUGUAAAAUUCACAGUGAACAUCAAAGAAAUAGUUCAUCAACCAUAUUUGGGUACGAGGUGACAAAUUAAGAAGGAAAGAAAUGUGUAAACUGAACAAGAAUAGUUUUGGCUGGCACAUUAAUAUGAAUAAGCCUGCCAGACCAGAAAACAUUGUGCCUUCCAUAAAUCUUAACACUAAUCACAGAGGCAUACUGAUUUAAAAGAAAAUAAUCGUUCGCAUCACGCGACGUGUCCCAUGAAAAUGUAAUUAAAUUAAUGGCAUGCUUUACAAGAUUAUAAAUAGGGUGAGGAUAGUACAUGUUUGAUCACCCAAAAACAACUGACCUGUGGCAGAAGAUACAUAUGAAAGCAAAAGCUUGGCUCCAUUUUCCUGCUUGACUUGCAAUCCAUCAACUUUCUUGAUCAAGAAAAAUUGGAUUGUUGAAGGCUCCGAAUCGCGUCAUGGAACAAGCUGGCAGUAGCAGCAGCAGGAGGAAAGGCAAAGGGGUAGUUAGUAGCAGCAGUGCUGCAGAAACUGACACUUCAUGGCCAUUCAAGUUAAAACUCGAACUAGCCAACUAGUGCACUGAUCUCCUCAAGCUUGACCCCUCAAAGGAGUUUGAAGAGCAUAUUGUAGGGGCCAUGAGUGAGGCUAACCGCAAGCUACUGGAGGACUGGAAACCAGUUUAUAUAUCAGUGUGUGAUGUAACCGAUGCUGCUGAUACUUGUCAAACUU
Prunus persica (peach) is the source of this 2907-nucleotide messenger RNA. RefSeq names its product root phototropism protein 3. The transcript is spliced from 4 exons. The record is from RefSeq and is a predicted model, not a curated record. Gene Ontology annotation, molecular function: protein binding. Lineage: Eukaryota; Viridiplantae; Streptophyta; Magnoliopsida; Rosales; Rosaceae. Bases 23 to 1828 code for a protein of 601 amino acids.